Messenger RNA from Leptinotarsa decemlineata (Colorado potato beetle), 1194 nucleotides. Its product is annotated as trypsin-1. Gene Ontology annotation, biological process: proteolysis. Gene Ontology annotation, molecular function: serine-type endopeptidase activity. The record is from RefSeq and is a predicted model, not a curated record. NCBI's taxonomy places the organism in Eukaryota, Metazoa, Arthropoda, Insecta, Coleoptera, Chrysomelidae.
CUGUCGAUUUUCAUCGGUGCUCUCACUUUUUCCUCGAUAAAUAAUUAGCUAAUCAGCUGCGAAUGUCGGCGCGAACAGGUCCGACUUUUUCGAAAAAAGCGUCGUGAUAUGAAGUGAUUUUUCUAGUUCGGUUAAUAUGCUAGUUCGGAAGUUUUGCGAGUUUUCUGUUCUCGUGAUUUUCAUUUUCGGGAGCGGACUAUGUUAUUUCACUGAGGGUGGUAAAACCGCCAAUUUUCCAACGCUGAGGCACCAAACUAAUAAAUCACGAGAAGAGCGAUUUCUGUUUAAUCCAAUUAAUGGGCUGUUCAAUUUAUUUGGUAGCGCUGCUAAUGACUUUACUUUCGAUGAAGAUGAUACAGAAAAUGACGAUGGAAAGACAAGAAACUGUUCUUGUGAAUGUGGAGUAUCCAACCCUGAAAAAAGAAUAGUGGGAGGACGACCUACCGGAAUUAACCGUUACCCUUGGAUAGCGAGAAUAGUGUACGACGGGCAUUAUCACUGCGGAGCUUCACUUUUGACCAAAGAAUAUGUUUUAACCGCAGCUCAUUGUGUCAGAAGGCUGAAGAAGUCUAAGAUAAGGGUAGUUCUUGGCGACCACGAUGUUUCGACUACAGCCGAAAUUCCAGCCAUGAUGAGAGCAGUUACUUCCGUCAUCAGACAUAGGAAUUUCGACCAGGAUACCUAUAAUCAUGAUAUUGCGUUGUUAAAGCUGAGGAAACCUGUAGAAUUCACGAAACAAAUCAGGCCGAUUUGUUUACCAAAAACUCUUGAUCCUUCUGGAAGGACCGGCACAGUGGUUGGUUGGGGCAGAACUGCUGAAGGUGGCAUGUUACCCACCAUAGUCCAAGAAGUGCAAGUUCCUAUCCUUACUCUAUCCCAAUGCAGGGCCAUGAAGUAUAGGGCAUCCAGGAUAACGACGUAUAUGCUUUGUGCCGGCAAAGGACUCCAGGAUUCUUGCCAGGGAGACAGUGGCGGACCGUUACUAGUACACAGUGGGGAUAAGUACGAGAUUGUUGGCAUUGUGUCUUGGGGUGUUGGUUGUGGUCGACCAGGAUAUCCAGGUGUUUAUACCAGGGUGUCGAAGUAUAUCAACUGGCUGAAAUACAAUUUAGAUGAUUCCUGUUUAUGCAGUUAACUAUUGUGUUUAUUAUUUAUUGUUAUUUAUUUGUAAAAUUAAAUUCCAGAAUUAGGUAA